Messenger RNA from Staurois parvus, 390 nucleotides. The record is from the annotation of a GenBank genome assembly. NCBI's taxonomy places the organism in Eukaryota, Metazoa, Chordata, Amphibia, Anura, Ranidae.
CUAUGGUAAUAAACCGGCUAAGCAGGUCAUGGGGAUGAAUAGGAGGAGCUUCUCUUUAUUUCUGGGCACGCCUCCAUGUUUACAGCACACCCGCAGACGCCAAGCGCAGCCAACUUCUGAGCUGACCGUGCUGCAGCUCACCCAGCUCAUCCGGAUCCUCCGGCAACUUCCUGACCAGAGCCCAGUGGAGGAACCACAGGACGGAGGUCCAAGUGUGACCUCAGCGACCGAUGCCUCUCGAUCCUGCCACUCCAAAUCCUUCAGAAGCCGCUGCUGGCUCUGCAUCCACAACCACCAUAAGCAUGCUACCUGAGAUCUUCCGGGACUGCAAAGACCACGGCAAGGCACCAAGUUACUUCUGGAACCUGGCACCGGGGCACCUAACAACAU